Molecule: messenger RNA, 1446 nt
Organism: Lolium rigidum
Lineage: Eukaryota; Viridiplantae; Streptophyta; Magnoliopsida; Poales; Poaceae
Product: putative PAP-specific phosphatase, mitochondrial
Exons: 8
Coding region: 5-1288 (427 amino acids)
Biological process (GO): sulfate assimilation
Molecular function (GO): 3'(2'),5'-bisphosphate nucleotidase activity
Source: RefSeq, a predicted model, not a curated record
ACACAUGCCGCUCCUCCACCUCUCGCUACCGCGGCACCGCCUCCUCCUCGGGCAGCGGCGCAGCCUGAUCGCCCCGCCGAUGCAUCCUCCCUCCCGCCUCUCCGUAAGAGCAGCGGCUGCGGCGGUACACGAGGCGUGCGCGCUACCCUUCCCGCCGAGCCACGCCCCACACCACCGCGAGCUCGCCGCGGCCAUGGCCUCCGUCGAGCGCGCCUGCCGCCUCUGCGUGGACGUGAAGGAAACGCUACUUUCAAACGACAGAGACAAGAGGAGGGUCGUCGAGAAGAAUGACCAAACCCACGUGACGACUGCGGAUUUCGGAGUUCAGGCACUCAUUAGCUUCGAGCUGCAGCAACUGUUUCCAUCGAUACCUCUGGUGGCCGAAGAGGACUCGACGUUUCUGCGGUCGCCCGAUGCCGAUGCUGGAAUCGUCGAUUCGAUCUCAAGCUUUGUCGCGAGAAAUGUGAGUAACAACGGUUCAACUUUGACUCAUGAUGAUGUGUUGAGAGCCAUUGACAGAGGUGGCAGGGAAGCUGUCUCUUUUGAUUCAAAGCCUGCUACUUACUGGAUACUUGACCCUAUUGAUGGUACCAAGGGUUUCUUGAAAGGAAACGAUACGCUGUAUGUGGUGGGUUUGGCUCUAGUGGUGGAUGGUAAGCUAGCAGUAGGAGUGAUGGGAUGUCCAAAUUGGAGCAAUGCUACUACCAUAGUCAACAAGGAAGACGAAAGCGCCGCGGCCUGCCAUGGCGAUGGCAUGCUUAUGGUGUCCCAUGUAGGUUGUGGCACCUGGUCUAGGCCCCUGUCUGCUGGGAUUGGCCAGUUCACAACACCGCUAGAUGCUUGGACGAGAUGCUCUGUUGAUCCAUGUUCAGUUCUGCACAUGGCACGCUUCUGCAUCGUCGAUAGCCACACAUGGGAUAUGAUGCCCUUGUCUGCCCACUUCGAUUCCACAAUGGAUGAAUCUGAACCCAGAGAUGAGAACAAGAUUCUUCUCCAAAAUUCCUGCGGUGGCAGCUUGUCCAAGUACCUCAUGGUAGCUUGUGGGAGAAUGUCAGUUUUCAUCCUCCUAGCACGGGCGGCAAAACUGCUCAAGACUUGGGAUCACGCUGUUGGGGUAAUUUGUGUUGAGGAAGCCGGAGGUCAGACCUGUGACUGGAGCGGGAAGCCAUUGGAUUUUGCAGCUGAAAGAACCGGGCGUAGAAUCAUCUACCCCACGGGCGGUAUCCUGUCGACAAACGCUGCUCUUCACGACAAGCUUGUGGAAAUGGUCUCCGAAAACUACAAAUAGCAAUGUUGCAUAGCUUCUGACCCAAACAGUUUGUACUCUUUCUUUCCUUCUGUACAAAAUUUUGCCCAGAUGAUCUGGCCGAGCAAACUUGGUCUAAUCACUUUCAGUGUCAUCACAAAACAUAUAUACACAUGAAGAAAAAAGAUGUUCUCUCUGAA